AUGGAGUUGAUUUCACAAAAGGAUAAUAGAAGUCCAGAUGCUGCUAAAGCAAGUUCAAGUGUUACCAAAGACUGUGAUUUCAUGUCUCCUAAGCUUAGUGAUUGGUCACGUAGAGGUUCAGAAGACAUGCUUGAUUGUUUUCUUGAUCAAGGCGAUAAUUCUGUAUCAAUGGAUGAUCUUAAAGCUCACCCCUCUAUGUCAUGUAGGACCCACUUUGGUCCUAAAUCUGACCAAGGAAUGACCACAUCAUCUGCUGGCAGCAUGACUCCUAGGUCGCCAUUGAUGACACCAAAAACCAGCCAGAUAGACUUGUUAUUGGCAGGGAAGGGUGCCUAUUAUGAACAUGAUGACCUUCCACAGAUGAAUGAGCUUGCUGAUAUUGCUCGAUGUGUUGGCAAUACGCCAUUGGAUGAUGACCGAUCUUUGUCGUAUCUACUGACGUGUCUUGAUGACUUAAGAGUCGUGAUCGACCGGAGAAAGUUUGAUGCCCUGACCGUUGAGACAUUUGGAGCACGCAUAGAGAAUCUUAUUCGGUGA
Lactuca saligna is the source of this 537-nucleotide messenger RNA. Lineage: Eukaryota; Viridiplantae; Streptophyta; Magnoliopsida; Asterales; Asteraceae. The record is from the annotation of a GenBank genome assembly.